Molecule: messenger RNA, 2717 nt
Organism: Sinocyclocheilus rhinocerous
Lineage: Eukaryota; Metazoa; Chordata; Actinopteri; Cypriniformes; Cyprinidae
Product: mitochondrial fission regulator 1-like
Exons: 7
Coding region: 360-1319 (319 amino acids)
Biological process (GO): aerobic respiration; mitochondrial fission
Cellular component (GO): mitochondrion
Source: RefSeq, a predicted model, not a curated record
GGGAAAAACACAGGUAACAGCUGGAUAGCAUUAGCGUAGCACAGCCAGGAUCCUACUAGUCUUUAACACUGCCGUUUACACGGUAAAACAUCGAUAUUUUCUUGUAAUGUCCUGUUAGAAAUUGCGACAACUUUUGUAAACAACUAAGAGCGCCUUUAAUAUAACACACACACACACACAAAAAACAAUAACGCUUGGGUUUUAGCGCCUUUAACCUUUGUGGUAAAGUUAGUCCUCUGUUUGCGGUAUUUAAGUUAUUAGCGACACACACUCAUGUGCUUUACGAAGAAACUACUAGAAAAAUGUUUAGUACCUCAGUCUUUUCUUGCAAAUUAAGAAAAAAAAAUUGAAGUUACAAGAUGAGUGGAAAUCAUAGACGGAUAGAAAUGGACCUGGCUUUUGGAUCAUCGUCAAAGUCUUAUGGGUCAUCCAGAAGUAUUGUCAGAAGAAUUGCCACAAAUCUUCCCUUAGCGCCCUGCCCUCGUGUCCAUUUUCAGCUUCAUCCAUUCACUGCAGGAGCAAGUUUCCUCAACAGUUCAAAUGGGCCAAAUGGACUUGUGGUCACACUCAGUGAUGUGGGCUGGAUGGACAGAGAAGAGAGCGAUGGCGCUGGCAGAAACAGGUUUGAGACAGAUUCUGGGUUGUUUUUCCGUACCCAGCAGUGCAGACCCCUGAGACGUCAGCGGUCAUUACCCAGCGUGCACCAGGCUGAACCUGCACCACAGAGUCAGACGAUCAUCAACGAUGAAGCCAUUCAGAAAAUCAGUGCUCUGGAGACUGAGCUGGCCAAACUCAGAGUGCAAAUCGCACAGAUCGUUCAGGCACAGGAGCACAGCGCUCAAUCCACAGUUUCAGCUCCAGCGCCUGGUGGUCCCCAUGUGCCCCAAGCGCCACCAAUGACUCCAGUUCCUCCUCCACCACCUCCUCCUCCAUGCCCCGGCAUGCAGAGGAGCUAUUCCGCCAUUGAUCUCAUCCGAGAGCGGCGUGGGAAAAAGAUUGAAGAGAAGACCGUACUGGACUCGGCACCUAAAAAGACAGAGCUUCCCAACAUGCUAGACGUACUCAAAGACAUAGGCAAAGUGAAGCUGCGCUCAGUUAAGAGUCAUCAAGUGGACACAAAACCAAAACCUGUUGAGCCCACAGACGCUGCAGCAUUAAUCGCAGAGGCCCUGAAACGCAAGUUCGCUCACCGCUACCGGAGCGAUAGUGAAUGUGAUGGCAACUUUAACUUGAUAGAUCCUGAGAAUAAGACCCAUGUAGAAACACCAGAGUUUGGACAGCAUAUGUUAAAAUCAACUGGAAGGAGGAAACUGUACUAGGAUGGAGCAACUCAUCUGAGCAGGUUAAUGUAGUUAACCUGAUGUCUCGUAAUUUUCAAAAACCGGCUAACUUUUCUUGUUAGCCCUCAAAAUGUUGUUAGUGUUCAUUUAGGUGAGCAUGCAAAUGCCAAACACUAUGCAGUCAAUAUGGUUUCCCUAUUGGAUAUCUAUGUAAUUUUGCACUUUGAAAAGUUCAACUCUAUCAAUGCAUCUUGUACAAAAGCCAGUCCCAUCAUUAAUGCCAGUUAUGUGAGAAAUGCCUUCUUUUUGUUGGGUUUUAUGUAUGAUUUUAUAUGUGGAUUUAUUUGGAUCUGUUGGAAGGUCAACAGUGCAAGUAUUCAACCUUGCUGGAUUCCUCUCAUUUGAAGGGAUAACGUUAAAUGAAAACACCAAAGUGUAUGGAUUGUUCUUUAUCAGUAGUUUUAUGUGUAUUUUGAACACCUGUUUGCACAGAAGUUGUCUACUUCAAAGGUACAGUUCAUACUUUUUGUUUUAGUUACUUCAGGCUUUUCUGUCAUGUAACCACUAUAGCAAUUAUGAACCACACUUUUGUGAUCAUAAAUAAGGUUUAGAUGGUGCUGUCAGUAGUUGAAGAAUUCUUUAAUGAGAGCUCAUUUAAAAUCCUUUUAAGCUUCUAAUUUAUUAUUUUGGAACAUUUACAUGAUAUGGUUCUGGAAGUAAUGUAGUUAUUUAACCAGUUUAAUAAAUACUUGAAUAAUGUAGUUUUGUUUGUCUAUGACGUAUCAAGCUUGCUAUCUUUAGUCCAGUGCCGUUUAAUUAGACUUCAGUCUAUCAGCAGAAUAGUUUGACAGUGUUUGUACCUUUAAAAUGUCUGUAUUUUUGCACAUAUAACAAAAAAAUGUCUGCUGCGCACCAAAAGUCAGUGCAUUUGAAUUAUAUUACAGUACAGGAUUUCUAAUUUCAAAGAUUUAUACUGGAUUUAAUGUCCAGCACAUAGGAAGAGUACCUCAGAAUUGAAGGGAAUCUCUUAGUUGAGACAUAUUUUUGGUUUUAUUAUAGGUUGUGAUCAUUUUUCUAAAUGAGUUGAUUUUAUUUCACACUACAGAACCAUUUUUAAUGGACUUUCAUUUCUUGAAUAAACCUAAAACUGUCAAUCUGUGUCUUCAUUUCUGUAUUGAGGCUUCUAUUUGGCUACAUUUUGACACACUCAUCACAUGAUUAAGUUCAUAUAGAACAGCAUGACUGCAUGCUAUCCGGUAGAGAAACAUUUUGUGAGGUUUUAUUCAUCAAAAAUGCAACUGCAACAAGUAUGUAUCAAAAGGUUAUACGGCAAAGCCUUUACAAAAUGGCUUGACACAUAGGUCGUCUCCCCAAAAUGGCUGUUACAACAAACUGUAAACAGUUUUUUUUUCUUAAAUCAACAGUCUUACAGCACUU